This is a messenger RNA of Abrus precatorius (Indian licorice), 2679 nucleotides long. RefSeq names its product granule-bound starch synthase 2, chloroplastic/amyloplastic-like. The coding region runs from base 254 to 2470 and encodes 738 amino acids. NCBI's taxonomy places the organism in Eukaryota, Viridiplantae, Streptophyta, Magnoliopsida, Fabales, Fabaceae. The record is from RefSeq and is a predicted model, not a curated record. Gene Ontology annotation, molecular function: alpha-1,4-glucan glucosyltransferase (UDP-glucose donor) activity. The transcript has 8 exons.
GAACAAUUUUGUGGCCAAAUGAACUUGUAACUCGAAAAUCUUUGGUUCCAAUCUUCAAUCAUUUCCAACCACAAAACUCCUCCAUGCCACGACCCACCUAGUGGAUUUUCUAGCUUCUUCAAUUUUUAUAUAUUGGUAGUUUCUUAUGUUACAAUUCAUAUCAAAUGCCAAAGUCCCUCAUCUCUAGUUUUUCAUUUUGUGGGUUUCUUAUUGAUCGCUCAAUUUAAGCAUUUGGGUAUGCCACAUUUUUCUCAUGGCAUCAUCAAUGGGAUCUUUAGCAUUUCCGUUGGAAACAAGUGGUCAAGCUUUGGUGGUUCUUGACACUGUAAGAAUUAAUUGCUGUCUAAGAUUUCCACUUAAUGUUUUGGGUAUAAAAGGUUCAGUUUUUAAGCAUUCUGAAAGCUUGGGAUUGGGUUGGCACAAAAGGAGUAAAUAUAAGCGCAUAAGAGCAAUAGUGAGUAAGAGUAGUUUUGGGAUUGGAAGAAAUGAGGAUAAAGAAGGGGUGGAGGGUGUGCUUCUAGCAACCAUUGAAAAGAGAAAGAAGGUACUUCAAUUGCAAAGGGAUCUACUUCAACAGAUUUCUGAAAGAAAGAAACUGGUUUCUUCCAUUAAUAGUGAUAACAUUCUUAAAUCAGAAGGGAACAGUAAUAUUUCUUAUGAACUCCGUGACAAAUAUCUCUCAAAUAAAUCAAGUCCACAAAGUGCUUCCACCAAUGGAGGCAAUGCAGUUAUAAACCAAAAUGGAAGCAUUGUUUCAAGAAACUAUGUCCAUUCCAAUGAAGGGUACGUGGAAGCUCCACUUGUAGGCAUAAAUGGAGGCGUUGAUGAAAGACAAGCCUCCAUUAGACUUGAUACUCUAUCACACUUCUUUGCAAAUGGCACUGAAACUUCAAGUUUAGAGGUUGAAAAUGAGGAAGGUAUGAGUGAAUCUAGCACUAUUGAAGGUGAAGGUGAAACUGAAAAAUCCACACUUUUGGCUGGGACCAAUGUUAUGAAUGUUAUAUUGGUUGCAGCAGAAUGUGCCCCCUGGUCAAAAACAGGUGGCCUCGGUGAUGUUGUUGGUUCAUUACCAAAGGCUUUGGCUAGGCGUGGACAUAGAGUUAUGGUUGUGACACCUAUGUAUGGUAACUAUGCGGAACCCCAAGAUACAGGAGUGGGAAAAAUGUACAAAGUAGAUGGUCAAGAUGUGGAAGUAAAAUAUUUCCAAUCCUACAUUGAAGGUGUAGACUUUGUUUUCGUUGAGAGUUCAAUGUUUCAUCAUCUAGAACAUAACAUAUAUGGGGGGAGCCGGUUGGAUAUUCUAAAACGCAUGGUGCUCUUUUGCAAGGCAGCUGUUGAGGUUCCUUGGCACGUUCCAUGUGGGGGUGUUUGCUACGGAGAUGGAAAUUUGGCCUUCAUUGCAAAUGAUUGGCAUACUGCAUUGCUGCCAGUGUAUCUGAAGGCAUAUUAUCGCGAUCAUGGUUUGAUGAAAUAUGCAAGAUCAGUUCUUGUGAUUCAUAACAUAGCUCACCAGGGUCGGGGGCCUGUUCAUGAUUUCUUCUCUGUGGAUUUACCGGAACACUACAUGGAGCUUUUCAAAUUAUAUGACCCCAUUGGAGGUGAACAUUUCAAUAUCUUUGCAGCUGGUUUAAAAACAGCAGACCGUGUAGUCACUGUUAGUCAUGGAUAUGCAUGGGAACUUAAAACUUCUGAAGGUGGUUGGGGUCUGCAUGGGAUCAUAAAUGAGAAUGAAUGGAAGUUAAGGGGUAUUGUGAAUGGAAUUGAUAACAAAGAUUGGAACCCUCAGUUUGAUGUUCACUUGAAAUCAGAUGGCUACACUAACUACUCCCUUGGGACACUUUCUAGUGGCAAGGGUCAGUGUAAAGCAGCAUUGCAAAAGGAGCUUGGUUUGCCUAUCCGUGAGGAUGUUCCAGUAAUUGGCUUCAUUGGAAGGUUGGAUCAGCAGAAAGGUGUUGAUCUUAUAGCUGAAGCAAUACCUUGGAUGAUGGGUCACGAUAUGCAACUAAUCAUGUUAGGCACCGGAAGGCCUGAUCUAGAACACAUGCUUAGGCAAUUUGAAAACCAACACCAUGACAAGAUCAGGGGAUGGGUUGGCUUUUCUGUGAAGAUGGCUCACAGGAUAACUGCAGGUUCAGACGUAUUGCUCAUGCCAUCAAGGUUUGAGCCAUGUGGAUUGAACCAACUCUAUGCCAUGAAUUAUGGAACAGUUCCUGUGGUACAUGCUGUUGGUGGACUGAGAGACACAGUGCGGCCUUUUAAUCCUUUUAAUGAGUCAGGCCUUGGGUGGACAUUUGAUAGUGCAGAUGCAGGUAAGUUAGUACACGCAUUAGGGAAUUGCUUAUUAACCUAUAAGCAGUAUAAGAAGAGCUGGGAAGGCCUUCAAAGGCGAGGAAUUACACAAGAUCUUAGUUGGGACAAUGCUGCUCAGCAGUAUGAGGAAGUGCUUCUUGCUGCCAAAUACCAAUGGUGAAUUUUUGGCAUUUAUUCAAUCUAAGCAGAGUAAUAAAUAUGAAGCUCAUUCAAGUUGAACUGUUUCAAUGUACUAAUUGUUGUAAUAGGGAUAGGAACUAUGGAAGUUGUAUAAAUUUUAUAAGUCACAGUUAGAGCCUUUAUGAUGAGAAGUGCGAAGGAUGUGUUUAAUUGGCUAAUAAUGCGUUUGGUAUAUAGUUUAAUUGAGUG